Planococcus citri (citrus mealybug) is the source of this 1430-nucleotide messenger RNA. Its product is annotated as integrator complex subunit 12-like. Bases 154 to 1026 code for a protein of 290 amino acids. Gene Ontology annotation, cellular component: integrator complex. Lineage: Eukaryota; Metazoa; Arthropoda; Insecta; Hemiptera; Pseudococcidae. The transcript is spliced from 6 exons. The record is from RefSeq and is a predicted model, not a curated record. Gene Ontology annotation, biological process: snRNA 3'-end processing.
GAAGUUUGAAUGCGCCGACUGAUAAGAGUGACAAGAAAGAAACGAGUGAACUGUAAAACUGCUAUUUUCCUCUCAAGAUUUCAAAGGAAUUUUCUGAGAUUUCAUAAUUUCGAGCCUGCGAAUAAAUACUAUUCUUAUCAAAUUUUUUAGAUUAUGGCUGCUUCAAUUGUAAGUCAAGAGUUAGAUCCUUCAGUAUUAGAAGGUCUCAGAUUGCUACAUUCCAAAGAUCCUGAUUCAACAGAACAACUUCGUCAACUAUGGAAACAGUCAGUUCGAGAAAGGUAUGGUAGUGAAAGAGAACCUGUCAGCGUUUUGAAUAAAAUCAAUAUUCCCUCUGGUUUGAAGAGAGAAGCUGGACACGAGUCUAGCGAUGAUUUUCAAUUGGAAACAAAGAAAUCGAAACUAGAGGCUCCGAGUAUAUUUCAUAAAUCCGCUCCUGCGUCUCCUCAAGGUGGUUCUUCCAACGUAUUCAGUUAUAAUAUUACUGAUGAUAUUGAAGUGCAUGGUUCAAGCAGCGAAGAAGAUAGUGACGAUGAAUCUCCGCUUGAAAUACUCAACGCCGAUGGAAUAUGUAUGAAGUGCAAAGGUUCAUCCUCGAGCCAGAAUAAUAAAUUGGUGGAAUGUGUGGAUUGUCACAAGCAUUAUCAUCAACAGUGUCAUUUUCCUCCGAUCACCGAUAUGGAUUUGAGCGAUCCUCGUUUUGUUUGGUAUUGUUCGUCUUGCGAAGAAAAUAUUUCCACGACGACAUCAAGUGAUAAAAAUAAAUCAUCGAGCUCUUCUCUAGGAAUUACUAAAGCAUCCGCAGCUUCUUCAAAAAGUCUUUCUUCAUCAUCUGUCAAUAAAAGUUCUCGUUCUUACGGGAAUUCUUCUCAUUCUAGCAGAUCAGGAAUUUCUUCUAGUAGCAACGGUAGUAGUAGCAGCAGUAAAUUAUCAACUAAUUCUAGUCCGAAGCAUUCUUCAAGUUCUAGUCAUUUAAUGAAGAGAAGAACAUUGAAAAAACAUGAUAAAAGAAAAUCAUCUAAGUAACGUUCUGACUUUUGAAAUUGAUUGUAAUGUUCUGAAAAUUAACGUUUCUCCGUUGCAAAUUUUUGGCUCCAUCAUGUCACUGAAAAAUUACACGUUACACGUUCUUGUUAUUUUUAUAUUUACUCGUAUUUAUAUUUUGUGUAAUUACCUAAUUUAUUAUGUACAUUAUAUUAUUUUGUUAUAUCAUUAUUCGUUUGUGUACAUUUUUAUAUUUAUUCGUUCGGUUAUUUAUUUGUUUAUUUAUUUUAUUAGUUUAUAUUUAUUUCUAUCCGUAUCUAUCUACCCACAGAGAUUGUUAAAAUUUGAUUCUUUCACUCGUGAAAUUGAUUUAAUGAGCAAUUUUGGCAAUAUUAUUCAUAUCUAGACUUCAUCGUUGAAUAAAAUAAACAAUUACCUACAACAUA